AUGCGUACCUCGCAGAUCCUCGCCCUCGCGGCUGCCCUUCCUUCCACCCUGGCCGCCUACAAGGGUUUCAAUUAUGGUUCGACGGGCAAUGACCAAGCCGCUUUUGAAGGCCAAUUCAACUCGGCCAAGGCUCUAGGCUUUACUUCUGCUCGUCUGUACACCAUGAUUCAAGACGGGACCACAAGCACUCCCAUCUCUGCCAUCCCUGCGGCUAUAGACACUGGCACCACGCUCCUGCUUGGCCUGUGGGCUUCCGCCGGCGACGCUGAUUUCGCCAACGAGCUUGCCGCCCUCAAUGCCGCCAUCACCCAAUAUGGCACGCCUUUUACCGACUUGAUUGCUGGCAUCAGCGUCGGCAGUGAAGAUAUUUAUCGCAUUACCCCCAUCGGCAUCGAGAACAAUUCCGGCGCUGGAGUGGGUCCAGCUACAAUUCUCAACUAUAUCGCCCAAGUUCGAUCGGCCAUCGCCGGCACCUCGGCUGCGGGCAAGCCAGUCGGCCAUGUCGACACUUACAAUGUUUGGACCAACGCUAGCCAGAAUGCUCUGAUCGGGGGCUGCGACUUUCUUGGUGUGGACGCAUAUCCUUGGUAUGAAACCACGAAAGCCAACAGCAUCCAAAAUGCCGAUGCUCUCUUCUGGGGUGAUUAUGACGAUACCACUGCCGUAGCCCAAGGCAAGCCUGUCUGGAUAACCGAAACCGGGUGGCCCGUGUCGGGUCCGAACAGCGGACAAGCUGUUGCCUCCGUCCAGAAUGCCCAGACUUACUAUGAUGGUGUCGGAUGCACAGCCUUCGGCGAAGGCAUCAACACUUGGUGGUACACCCUUCAGGAUAGUGGUGCCAGUCCAAGUUUCGGUGUUGUGGGCGCUGGUUCCCCCCCUCCCACCGCGCCGCUGUAUUCUUUGAGCUGCUAA
This is a messenger RNA of Cladophialophora psammophila CBS 110553, 912 nucleotides long. Its product is annotated as murein transglycosylase. Gene Ontology annotation, cellular component: fungal-type cell wall; extracellular region; cell surface. Gene Ontology annotation, biological process: cell wall organization. The record is from RefSeq and is a predicted model, not a curated record. NCBI's taxonomy places the organism in Eukaryota, Fungi, Ascomycota, Eurotiomycetes, Chaetothyriales, Herpotrichiellaceae. Gene Ontology annotation, molecular function: glucan endo-1,3-beta-D-glucosidase activity; 1,3-beta-glucanosyltransferase activity. The transcript has a single exon. The coding region runs from base 1 to 912 and encodes 303 amino acids.